Messenger RNA from Ahaetulla prasina, 9331 nucleotides. RefSeq names its product collagen alpha-1(XXVII) chain-like. The record is from RefSeq and is a predicted model, not a curated record. NCBI's taxonomy places the organism in Eukaryota, Metazoa, Chordata, Lepidosauria, Squamata, Colubridae. Bases 826 to 6096 code for a protein of 1756 amino acids. The transcript is spliced from 61 exons. Gene Ontology annotation, molecular function: extracellular matrix structural constituent.
UUUCUUUUCCUCCUCUCCCCUCUUUCCCUUUCCUCUCCUCCUUCCCUCUUCCCGCACAAAAACCCAGACGCGGAUUUCCACGGGGCGGAAAGAGCCGCAUCGCUUCUUAAGAGCCGCUGGAAAUCCCUUUCUGGGUUCCUCUUGCAGAGACACCCGCCCCCCCCCAAAAAAAACCUGGGCUAAAUUUGCAAAACCGAGGUGCCGGGUUGAGUCUUCCCGAAACGAGACUCGUUUUCUUUCUUUCUUUCUUUCUUUCUUUCUUUCUUUCUUUCUUUCUUUCUUUCUUUCUUUCUUUCUUUCUUUCUUUCUUUCUUUCUUUCUUUCUUUCUUUCUUUCUUUCUUUCUUUCUUUCUCUUUCUCUUUCUCUCUCUCUCUCUCUCUUUCUUUCCUUUCCCAAAAGAACUUUUUGCAGCAGGAGAGCGAGCCACGCUGCUGGACUUUGGCUCAGCUCCCCCGGGCGGGAGGAGGAUAGAGAAGGCGGCGGCGGCGGCGGUGGUCGCGCCGGGGGUGGGCGGGCUGGGUCGGUGGGCGAGCAAGCAUGGAGCCCCCCGGCUGCCCAACUAGCCUCCUCUCCCCCUCUUUCUGCUGCCCCCCAAGGCACCCGCGGAGAGCGGCGACUUAAAUGGGAAGCGCAAACUUUGCGGCCAGCACUUCAAGCUGAGGAUUCCACCGGAGGCGAGAGCGCAGCGCGGGGCUGAGCCCAGAAGAGACUCUCCGAGCCGGGCUGCGGCGCUGAACCCCUCGGGGGGCGGCUGGAGCGGAAGAUGCACCCCCGAGCCAGCUUUCGGAGGCUUUGCCGCGGAACAGCCAUGCACUGAGACCGGGAUGACGUCGGUAUUGAGGCCGCUUGCCUUCAGACUCAAAGCCGCCGCGCUAAGGGGGGGGUUUCCUUUUCUCUGGACGGUUUUCUGUUUGACUUGCUUGCUUGGAUUCACGCGUGGAAAUCCUGAAGAUGUGGACGUCCUUCAGAGGUUGGGCCUGGUGGGACCAAGGACCUCCGACUUGUCGCGCUCUGUUCCUCAGGGAGUUGUCCCCUUCAGGUUGGGAGUCAUCCUCACCCAGCAGGCAAACAUCGAAGUGCCGUCCAGCUCGGUUAUCUCCGUUCCCGUUGGCACAGACUUGACUCUCGUCUUAAGCGUCUGCUCCUUCCGCGUCAACAGCGCUUUUCUAUUCACGGUCAAGAGCAAGCGGAAGAAAUUGCAGCUGGGGGUCCAGUUUCUUCCCAGCAAGGUGGUCGUCUACGUCGGUCACAAGCGCUCCGUCUAUUUCGAUUACGACGUCCACGACGGACGGUGGCACAACUUGGCCGUCGAUAUCCGAAGCGGGACGGUCACCUUGCUGACCUCUUGCGGGAAAGAAAAAGUACACGCGGAUUUGUACAAUAAAAAAGAGAAGACCUUGGACCCCGAAGGCUCUUUCCUCUUGGGGAGACUCAACCAACGUUCGGUCCAGUUUGAAGGCGCUCUCUGCCAGUUUGAUAUUUAUCUUUCCGCCAAGGCAGCUGAUGACUACUGUAAGUAUCUGAAGAAACAAUGCAGACAAUUGGAUAUGUUGCGACCGGACUUCCUGCUGUUUUCCCCGUUGUUGCCCAAAGAUCCUAGAACUUCUGAAAUGACUCCAAAACAAUUGGACCUCGCCAUGAUGGGCUUGAUGAACCUGACUGCUAUGGACCCUCCCUCGACGGUCUUCAAGAUCCCCACUUCUCGGAGGGAUAGGAGGUUGCAGGGAACAUCGACCACCAUCCGAGCUCCUAAAGCACCAUCUGCAACACCAACCAUGAAGGUGAGGUCCACUGUAGCAUUGUCUCCCUCUCGGACCAUCACAGAAGCGUCGCAACCCAUCCGUAAUCGCCAACGGAACGCCACCAUGGCACAUCCGACUUCCAGAACGGCUCACCGGACAACCACCAGAGUUUUAGGUGGGUCUUCCACGGUGGAGAAACCUCUUUGGUCAACCCGCCCAGAUGUUCUGGCCUUCCCAAACUCAACUGUGAACUUUGGCGUGGCUCCAGAUAAGAAAGAGAUGAGGAAAACAUCCAAAAAACCGAGUAGCCAAGGACCAACCAUCAGGUCCUCUCGCAUGCCAAGUACCACAAAGCCUAUGAUGAAGAGUAGAAGGAACUCAUCCAGUAGCCAUUCUCCAGACACCACAAAGCAGAAGUUGGAAAAGGUCACCAGUAGCCCUGCACCAAAGGAGGUCAUGAUCCAGCCGGCGACGAAGAAAUCCAGUCCUACCAUGGCUACUGUCUUUUACACCAAACCAGCACUUGGAGGGCCUUAUUCUGUUUAUGAAACGCGUGGACAGGACUCAGACUACAUCACGCUGGCUGCUGUGGAUGGCUUUCAGGACUUCAACCCUGUGGGCCCCACCUUAUUUCCAUUUGUUAUUGGCCUUCCUGGUUGGAAAGGAGACCCAGGACCUCCGGGUCCUCCUGGUUUACCUGGGAUCCUGGGCCUUCCCGGCAAGCGAGGACCAAGGGGACCUUCUGGCCCUCAUGGAAAUCCUGGCCGUCCUGGACCACCUGGCGCAAAGGGCCAGAAAGGAGACCCGGGAUUAUCCCCUGGGAAAGCGCGAUAUGGUCCGAAGGGUCAUAUGGGCUUACCUGGUUUGACAGGAUUUCCUGGAUCACCUGGUAGGAAGGGACAUAAAGGCUAUCUCGGUCCAACAGGCCACCCUGGAGAGCCCGGCAACAGAGGUGUUCAAGGAAACCCAGGAGCGAAAGGUUAUCCUGGCAGGCAGGGAUUACCUGGACCGAUAGGGGAGCCUGGCCCAAAAGGGAGCCAGGGGUACAUUGGCCCACCGGGACUGUUGGGAACGCCAGGGGCCGAUGGGGAAAGAGGAAUCCCCGGAGUUCCUGGGAAGAAGGGCCAGAUCGGUAGGCCGGGUUUUCCGGGCGAUAUGGGGGAACGUGGACCACCAGGUAUUGAUGGAAACCCGGGAGACCUCGGAGUCCUUGGUCCCCCUGGAGUCCCCGGCCUUCUUGGUGAUGUAGGUGUUGUUGGAGAAAUGGGCUUCCCGGGACGAAAAGGACUAAAGGGGUUGAUGGGAAAUCCAGGAGAACAUGGACUGAAAGGUGAUAAGGGUGAGGAAGGGAUGGCAGGCAUUCCUGGAGAAAUUGGUUUCCAAGGGGACAAGGGUAACCAUGGACUGCCCGGGAUACCAGGUUUACGAGGAAAACCAGGCCCAAUGGGAAGAGUUGGCGAAAAAGGUCCAGCUGGAAUUCCAGGUCCACCUGGCCCAGAGGGCUUCCCAGGAAGCAUCGGCCCUCCGGGAGAAAACGGCCCCGAAGGUAUUAAGGGAAAGCCUGGCGCGAGGGGUUUGCCUGGUCCCAGAGGAAUGCCUGGCCAAGAGGGCGAUGAAGGACCACCGGGUCCCUAUGGCCCCCCAGGGGAAGAGGGUCCUCCUGGGCAGAAGGGGUUUUCUGGCAAACCAGGCCCGGAAGGUUUAAAGGGUGAACCAGGAAACCGAGGACGAUUGGGAAAAGUCGGUGACGAGGGUCUGAUGGGGUUCAUCGGUCCAAUCGGGGAACCUGGAGGCAUUGGGGAAAAGGGAGACCGGGGCACAGUUGGAUCACCAGGGCCAAUAGGCGUCAAGGGGUCGAUGGGUCACCCUGGAAUAUCAGGAGAAGUUGGGGAGCCUGGGCCCUCUGGCCCACCAGGGUCCCCAGGAAUUCGUGGCUCCCCAGGGAUAAGAGGACCUAAAGGCCGGCGGGGUGCUCGAGGUCCUGAUGGAACACCAGGUGAAGCGGGGCCCCAAGGACCGAAGGGCCUCCCAGGUCACCCAGGUAAACCAGGACUGGACGGUCAAGAGGGAAAGAUCGGCGAAAUGGGAGAGAGGGGAUCUCGUGGCUUCCCUGGCAUCCAAGGAUCUUCUGGACCCCAAGGAGCAAAAGGACCUCCUGGAGACUUGGGACACCAAGGCCCUCCAGGCCCACCAGGAAUUUUGGGCGAAGUUGGACAUAAGGGACCUCCUGGGGCAGCAGGACAGCAAGGGCUUCCUGGAGAACCUGGCAUGAAGGGUGACCUUGGUCCACUGGGGAUUCCUGGAGAGCAAGGAUUGGUUGGCCAACGGGGAGAACCUGGUCUUGAAGGAGACAGUGGCUUAGCGGGACCAGAUGGACUCAAGGGUGACAAAGGACAACCAGGCCCAGAAGGGGAACAUGGAGACAAAGGGCAAGAUGGGGUCCAAGGAAAAGAAGGCCCCCCUGGUGUUCCUGGAACCCCGGGUGUCCGAGGUCCAGAAGGAAAACCUGGCCAUCAAGGAGAAAAGGGCAAAGCUGGACUUAAGGGCAGCAAAGGUCACGAGGGACAACUUGGAGAGACGGGGCCACCUGGACCGAUGGGUUCAAGGGGGACUCAAGGCCCCAAAGGAUCAAGAGGUACCCUCGGAUCUAGGGGACCUCCUGGCCAGAUGGGUGUCCAAGGAGAGAUGGGAUUAAAAGGCUAUCAGGGACACCCAGGCUCACCUGGCCCCAUCGGAUUUCUUGGACCUAAAGGAGAAAAGGGAGAACAAGGUGAUGAUGGGAAAAAAGAGGGACCCCCUGGACCACCCGGAGAGAGAGGUCCCACUGGCAACAGGGGAGAUCGCGGGGAGUCCGGAGACCCUGGUUAUCCUGGCCGAGAAGGAGUUGACGGCGAACGAGGAAAAUCUGGGCAGCAAGGUUUACCUGGACAUCCAGGACCCCCAGGAACCUCAGGCCUGAAAGGAUCCAAAGGCAGUCCGGGUCCACAAGGAAAACAGGGGCUACGGGGUGCAAGAGGCAGCCGAGGAUCACCGGGUUCCCUUGGCCUGCCAGGCCCUCGAGGGGUCAUUGGGCGAGAGGGACAAGAGGGCACUUCUGGAGUUGACGGGAUCCCAGGAAAAGAUGGCAACCGCGGGCAAAAGGGCGAACAAGGUGAGGAUGGAGAAGAAGGCACCCCGGGAAUGCCAGGGAAUAGAGGGAACCUCGGAGUCCCUGGUUUACCUGGAGUACAAGGCCCCACAGGAUUCAAGGGAGAAAGAGGUUUGCCUGGAGAGAUUGGUCCAUUGGGGAAAAGAGGUCCUCAAGGUGGAAUGGGAUUCCCUGGGACCUCCGGUGAUCCAGGGCCCAAAGGACAGCCGGGAGACUUUGGUGAGUCAGGAUUUCCAGGGAUUGCUGGACUCUUCGGCCCAAAGGGACCACCGGGAGAUCUUGGCUUCAAAGGCAUCCAGGGCCCGAAAGGGCCCCAAGGACUCUGGGGCCAAGAAGGUGUCAUUGGUCCAGUUGGGAUUUCAGGCCCACCAGGAAACUCUGGUCCUAAAGGAGAGAAAGGCAGCCAAGGUGAAACGGGUCUCCAAGGUCCAAGGGGUAUCCCAGGAGUCCGAGGACCUCCAGGCCCCCCAGGCCCACCAGGAAUUCAAGCUGCAUUUAGGCAAGAUGACUUCGAUGUAGCUUUCCACUCCAUGUUGACUGCCAGUGCUGUCUUCAGGUCAGAGCAGAGCUACGAACAGAUGGAUCGUCCAGCGAUGGAUCAAGGAGGGGAGAUCUUUAAGACCUUGCACUACCUCAGUGUCCUCAUCCAGAGCAUCAAGAGACCCAUGGGGACGAAGGAAAACCCUACCCGCAUUUGUAAAGAUCUCAUGAACUGUGAACAGAAGAUGCAGGAUGGUGUGUACUGGAUUGACCCAAAUCUCGGCUGUUCUUCAGACAGCAUUCAGGUCACCUGCAACUUCACCCGAGGAGGUCAAACCUGCCUCAACCCUAUCACAACGUCAAAGCUGGACUUCGAUAUUGGAAGAGUACAAAUGAAUUUCCUUCACCUCUUGAGCUCUGAAGUCGUUCAGAACAUCACCAUCCAUUGCUUGAACGUGCCGGUUUGGCCGGAAGGACCAUCAGAAGGGGCAUCUGUACGCUUCAAGGCCUGGAACGGGCAGCUGUUUGAACAGGGAGGAGGGCAGCUCACGCCGGAUGUUGUAGUGAACCAUUGUAAGAUUCAAGACGGUCGAUGGCAUCACACCCUUUUUACCUUCCGGACGUACGACAUCCAGCGGCUGCCAAUUGUGGGCAUUUAUAACCUUCCACCAAGCAGACCGGGAAAGGAAUAUUUCCUUGAGAUUGGGCCAGUGUGUUUCCUCUAGAAGUCAACUUUCUUGGCACUCCAUCCUUUGGCUUCUUUUGGAAGAGAGAAGCUGCGUCUUCAGCCAGGACACUUGGACCUCUGUAAGCCCCGAGAUUUGGGGCUUCAGCACUGGGACCAUGUCAUAGGAGAAGACUUUGCAGAUCCAACUUCCGAGACGGCCAGUUGAAGUAGACAUUCUCCACCUACGGAUGGACUCGUUCCCCUUUCUUCUUCAGCCAAAGGAGGUGGGGGGGGCGGAAAGUUGCUUGCAGAAAACCCAAAUCUUUUGUGCAGUUUUUGGGUCACCAAGCAUAGCAUUCCGGGACGCAGGUCCUUUUCUUCAAUCAAGCAAGAGAGGUUUUGCUGGACAAGACAAAGGAAGUGAUUUGGAAAAAACCGACGUUGCCAUCUUAUUACGUACGAUAAGAUUAUUUUGUUUUGUUUUUUAAAAUCUGCUCACUGUUCUGGAACAGGAAGGAUGAUGAUGUGCAAUAUUAAACAGAGAGAGGAGAAAGAGAGAGAGAGAAAAAAAUAUAUAUAGAUAUAGAUAUAUAUUAUUUAAGGCAAAAAAGAAGGGGGAAAAAAUCUAAACAAAAGCGAGCGAGAUUCUUCUUCCUUUUGGAAACGAAAAAAAGAAAAAAGAAAACAUCCCUUCGACGCAGGGUGGUGAGGGGAGGUACGUCACCCCACCUAAGUGGAAAGGGGUGAAUAAACUUUGGUGCUACAUUGUAGAAAGAGAAAACAAUAGAGAGGAAACAAAAGAGGGAGAGAGAGAGGGAUAGGCCUUUCUAAUUUGAUUCUACCUCUCACUAUGAAAAUACUUGGUGCUCUUUUUAUUUUUUCAAGAAGUUGUAAUUAUAUAUAUAUAUAUACACACACAUAUAUAUAUAUGAGUAAAACUAUUUAAAACUCCUCAGAGGUGCUACAGUGUCUCUUAACAGCCUUCCCCUAGAUUUCAUUUGCAGGGGAAAAAAAGAUUUCAUUUGCAGGAAAAAAAAACAACACAACAACAACCGAAACACAGGGCGCGUUCUUCUUACUGGUACAGGAACGAUAACCGAGUUAAUUUAAAAGUGCAUUAAAUAUUCUCCAGAUUUUUUUUUUCUGUGGAAUUGGAACAACUUAGCAACAGGACGGGUGGGAAGGCAGGGUGUAAAAUUGAAGAGUAGUUGUUAGCUAAUAUAUAUACCUAUAUAAAUAUAUAUAUAUAUAUAUAUAUAAAUAUAUACCUGGAUGCAGGGGUGGGAUUGAAAGUUUUUAGCAACUGUUUCUCUCCCCAGGUGCUGGUUGGGUGUGGCCAUGGGGGCGUGGCCUAUUCGGCUUCCUACACCACAGCAUUUUUAUCCUCCCCAGGCUCUGGAGGCUCUUCUCAAGCCUCCGGGAAGGCGAAAACGGCCUUCCCCAGUGUCUGGAGGCCCUCCUGAGGCUGGAAAUGGGCCCAUUUCUGGGCUUUCGAUACUUCUGGUAGGCCUGUUUUUCACCCUCCCCAGCCUCCAGAGGUUUUCCUUGAGCCUCCAGGAAUGCGAAAAUGGCCUCCCCUGGGCUCUGUAGGUCCUCCAGAGGCUGGAAACAGGCCCGUUUCCGGACUUCCGGUACUUCCGGUAGGCCUAUUUUUCGCCCUCCCCAGCCUCCAGAGGUUUUCCUUGAGCCUCCAGGAAUGCGAAAAUGGCCUCCCCUGGGCUCUGGAGGCUCUCCAGAGGCUGGAAACGGGCCCGUUUCCGGACUGCUGAUACUUCCAGUGGGCCUAUUUUUCGCCCUCCCCAGGCUCCAGAGGUUUUCCUCGAGCCUCCAGGAACGUGAAAAUGGCUGCCUCUGUCAUCCAGAGGGCCUCUAGAGGCUGGAAACGGGCCUGUUUCUGGACUUCCGGUACUUCCGGUAGGCCUGUUUUUCGCCCUCCCCAGCCUCCAGAGGUUUUCCUUGAGCCUCCAGGAACGUGAAAAUGGCUGCCUCUGUCAUCCGGAGGUACUCCAGAGGCUGGAAAUGGGCCCAUUUCUGGACUUCCGGUACUUCCGAUAGGCCUAUUUUUCACCCUCCCCAGCCUCCAGAAGUUUUCCUUGAGCCUCCAGGAAUGCGAAAACGGCCUCCCCUGGGUUCUGGAGGUCCUCCAGAGGCUGGAAACGGGCCCAUUUCUGGACUUCCAGUACUUCCGGUAGGCCUAUUUUUCGGCCUCCCCAGCCUCCAGAGGUUUUCCUUGAGCCUCCAGGAAUGUGAAAAUGGCCUCCCCUGGGCUCUGUAGGUCCUCCAGAGGCUGGAAAUGGGCCCGUUUCCGGACUUCCGGUACUUCCGGUAGGCCUAUUUUUCGCCCUCCCCAGGCUCCAGAGGUUUUCCUCGAGCCUCCAGGAACGUGAAAAUGGCUGCCUCUGUCAUCCGGAGGGCCUCUAAAGGCUGGAAACGGGCCUGUUUCUGGACUUCCGGUACUUCCGGUAGGCCUGUUUUUCGCCCUCCCCAGGCUCCAGAGGUUUUCCUUGAGCCUCCAGGAACGUGAAAAUGGCUGCCUCUGUCAUCCGGAGGGCCUCUAAAGGCUGGAAACGGGCCUGUUUCUGGACUUCCGGUACUUCCUGUAGGCCUGUUUUUCGCCCUCCCAGAGCCUCUGCAAGGGGGCUGCACUUACCUGGCAUCCAAAGUCGGCCACGUGGAGACUCCUGGGAGGGGCAGGGUGGGCAGGGCCAACCAGUCCCUGUAACUACCGGUUCGGCGAACCAGAUUAAAGUUAACAUCCGGUUUUCCCGAACCAGGAUGAACCAGCUGAAUCCCACCCCUGCCUGUAUGUUUGUGCUAAGUGCAUUCGGUCUUAAGGAACAGAGGCUAUAAUAUUUUUUUUUGAAGUGUGUAUUUUUGAGAAUGUUUGUGUUAGUCCAGCUUCUUAGUCUGGGCUGCGAGGAGAAGAAAGUUAUUUUAGAAAGUAAACUGAUGUAUCGUAGCUUGUCUAUCAAUAAGGGACCCCGUUUCAACAUCGGUUUUCGGGUCUGUCCAUACGAUAAAAGAAAAACCAGAGACCGAGAACAGAGGUAUAUCGGAGUCGUCGGCAUUCAUUUUUGUCUUGGAUAUUUGUUUGUUUGUUUGUCUCCGUUGUCAUUCUUGUGGCCGUUUCUCUGUUUUGGUGUGUUUGCGUUCCGUAGAAAGCUAGACCUUGUAUCUGUAAAGUUGGAACUCAAAAGGGAAAAAAACAACAACACAACAACGCAAAAACAGGAGGUUUAAUAGUAUGGUAACUGUUUCUUUCUUUCUAUAUAAAGAAUGUCCUAAUGAUGGAA